AUGUGGGCGGAUAAGCACCGAGCUGACUGCUGUGGUCGAGAUGGAGAAGUAGAUGGUGAAGAUGUCUCCAGUCCAGGUGAUGUUUCGCUUGUUGCCCUUAAGCGCCUUGAAGAAGGGGCCGCAGGGAUCAGUAGCCUUGGAGAUAAACCUGGUAAGGGCCGCGACGCAUCUGGUAAGGCUCUAGAUGUCUUUGACCGUCUUCGAUUAGCUUCAAUACCCCGCUGGCAAAUCAUGAAGCCAAGGAACUUGCUUGAAGCCACCUCGAAGGCGCACUUUGGAGACGAAGACGAGGAAGAUGAUGAGAUUUAG
Molecule: messenger RNA, 309 nt
Organism: Prunus armeniaca (apricot)
Lineage: Eukaryota; Viridiplantae; Streptophyta; Magnoliopsida; Rosales; Rosaceae
Source: the annotation of a GenBank genome assembly